UACAUGAGCCUUUACGAAGCAUAGGUGAGGAAGAGAUUCAGUUAAAAUGUACGUCUUCCGACAAAAGUAUUUUUAUCCACUAAACAACACGUGGUUUUCAUCUUAAAAUCCUCUAAAAAUGUGCCAUCACAUUCAGCUCUUUUAACUCUCAUUGCACUUAAAUUAGAACUCACUUAAUUGUUAUGGAGUACAUUUGUGUCUAAUUUAAUGUAAUCAUUCUAAAAUAUAAACUAGAACAUUUUCAAGAGCGAUGUUCAAUGAUAGAGCGUUUAACACAACUUCAUGUCUACUACUUAAAGUGGCAACCUUAGCAUGGAGAACAAAUAAUCAGAUGCCACAAGCCAUUCAGGGUACGCAGCAAACUGAUCUGAUACAAUACAAUAUGCAGUCAUACCCUUGCACAUGACAGGUGAAACAUGGUGGUGGCAGUAUCAUGCUGGGCAGAUGCCUUUCUUUAAAAGGGAGUGGAGGAACUAAAGACUUGAGAUUUGGUCUGAGGCGUGUUUACCUUUCAGCAGGUUAGCACUAAACAUUCAGCCAUGCAUACAACCAAACUGUUUAGAUUAAGUGUUAUGGCCCAGUCAAAGUGCAGCCGCCUGGAGAAAAUUCAGAAUUUGAAGGACACCGUAAACAUUGCAGACUCUUGUGACUUAUUAAUGUUUUUAAUGCCUGCACUGAUAAAGUUAGAUUUCACUUUUGUGACUGUUUUACUCCAUUUGAAGUUGAUGUCAUUAUUAGACCUUUACAUUUUACCCCUACAUUAGUCUGAACCAGAGGGGGAGGGGUGUUGGGGGGGUAGAUUAACGAAGAAUUAAAAAGAAAACUUUAAGUCUGCUUCUGCCGGCUGACAUAAUCAGUCUCUUUCAUACAACAGCCCUUUGUCGGUGCCUUGCAUUGUGCGGCAGACUUAAGCUACAACUUCAGGGAUUAAACAGAAGCACAUGAUGAUUCGACCCCGUGAUUUGUCGACGAGAGCUGCCUCAUGGACUCAGUCAUUUCCUUUUUCUUUUCCUUUCCCCUUCUUCUUCUUCCUCCUCCGAACACCGUCUUCUCCUCUCCCUCCUUCUCCUCCGCUGCAUCGCCCCGCAGUCCGUGAUGGCCUCCCCGCGGCUGGAGACGUUCUGCUGCCCGAACCGGGACGCUGCCACGGAGUUCGCAGUCUCCUUCCAGCCCGUCCUGUUCGGGGCUCUGAGUCUGGGCAGCGCCGCUCUGAGCCUCAUGUUCGCUGUUCUGCAGGUUCUGCCGAAGCGCAAAGGAUACAGGAGACUGGGACAGUACCCUCUGCCGAGGCCCGCCUCCUCCUCCAGAAUAUUGUUCAUCAUCAGUAUAUGUGACAUACUGGGAUGCACAGGGAUCAUCGUCAGAUCCUCUGUGUGGCUGGGUCUGCCCAGCAUCGUCGAAGGCAUCUCAGUGACCAACAACACGGACGUGUUGCCAGAGGCCUUCUGUGUUGGCAGUGCAAUGUGGAUCCAGCUGUUCUUCAGCGCUUCGUUUUGGUGGACCUUCUGCUACGCCGUGGACGUCUUCCUGGUGGUGAAAACCUCUGCUGGGAUCAGCACCAUUGUCCUCUACCACAUGAUUACGUGGGGUCUGGCUGUGCUGCUGUGUGUUGAAGGAGUGGCCAUGCUCUACUACCCAUCCAUCUCUGACUGUGAACAAGGCCUCCAGCACGCUGUUCCCCACUACAUCACCACAUAUGCCCCCAUGCUGCUCGUCCUCAUAGCUAACCCCGUGUUCUUUAGCCGGACCGUCUCCGCAGUGACAUCUUUGUUAAAAGGGCGACAAGGAAUCUAUACAGAAAAUGAGAGACGGCUGGCUAACGAGAUUAAACUCCGAUUCUUUAAAAUAAUGCUCGUGUUCUUUGUCUGCUGGGCUCCAAAUAUCAUCAAUGAGUGCCUCCUCUUCUACCUGGAGAUGCAGCCAGAUAUCACUGACAACAGUCUGAGAGACAUCAGGAACGCAGCCCUCACCACAUGGUUCAUCAUGGGCAUUCUGAACCCAAUGCAGGCUUUCCUCAACACCCUGGCCUUCCACGGCUGGACGGGUUGGGACGUGGACCUCAACCCGCAGCGGAGCAGGGAGCUGGCCUGGGACUCGGGCUCUACCUCGGUGCCUACCACGGCCGGACAAAACCCGGUGGUGGGAACGACUCUGCUGUACCAGAGUCACGUUCAGGAAGUGCAGAAGAACACGAUAGGAAACGGACAGCAGCACUCUGACGCCAUCAGUGUCCUCUCUGAAGGUUCAGAGUCUAGUACAGUUGAAAUCCACAUUUCCAGCGAGCUACAAGGGGACGUAGAUGCUGACGGAGAGUCCUUGGAGAACUCUGUGAGACACUAGCUGGCCUCAUCCACACUCCAACUCCCUCCCCUUUUACAUCGUAUUAGGUUUUAGAAGUUAGACCUUGGUAGUUUUAGUCAAGUGUUACGAUGGCAACUGGUUUUGAGAAAGCUGCUCUGACACAGUAGAUUCGAUUUUCUGUUUUUAAGACCUGUUUUUUUUUUUGUUACCUCUGAACAUGUUAAACCUUCAGCAGUAUUUAUAAGGUUUCUUUUGCCGAUCAGCUGAACAGCCCCAGCAAUAUUUUUUUCUCCUUAUAGCGUAAAACUUGCAAAACAAACUGACAUUUGUUUUUAUCUGGUUACAGAUUGACCUUUAGUGCUGGAAGAGAUUUCUUUUUUUCCCCAACUGGCAAAAUUCUUUCAGUUUAGUGCACCGAUCUUGUAAAAUGGAUCCUAUCAAUAAGCUAAGAAGACACUACAAAUUCUUUAAGCUUAUCAGUGUUUUUUUUUGUUUUUUUUUUAUAAAGGCUAUUGUAUUUCACACUAUCAGUCUAUGUAUUUUUGCACAAAUCUUAUGUCGUAUUAAAUACCUUAUAGAUUU
Molecule: messenger RNA, 2883 nt
Organism: Gambusia affinis (western mosquitofish)
Lineage: Eukaryota; Metazoa; Chordata; Actinopteri; Cyprinodontiformes; Poeciliidae
Gene: gpr143
Product: G protein-coupled receptor 143
Exons: 9
Coding region: 1096-2340 (414 amino acids)
Biological process (GO): G protein-coupled receptor signaling pathway; regulation of calcium-mediated signaling; melanosome organization
Cellular component (GO): melanosome membrane; plasma membrane
Molecular function (GO): L-DOPA receptor activity; L-tyrosine binding; dopamine binding
Source: RefSeq, a predicted model, not a curated record